Heterocephalus glaber (naked mole-rat) is the source of this 9492-nucleotide messenger RNA. The record is from RefSeq and is a predicted model, not a curated record. Lineage: Eukaryota; Metazoa; Chordata; Mammalia; Rodentia; Bathyergidae.
GGCCCUGCUGCAGCCGACGCCACCGCCCUUCUCGCUCGGGGCGGGCGGCUUGCACAGCUCGGCGAGCACAGGGCGGGAAGGCGCGGCGGGAGUGGGUGCCUGGGCUCUGCCCCAGCGCACUUGCCUGUUUUCUCGCGCGCUCCUGGGCUUCGACUCCGCUGCCGACACGCAGUAGCCGGGACUCUCGACGCCGCUAGCGACGGGCGCGCGGACGGCAGGUCCCAGAGGGACGCGCUCCACUCGGGGACGCCGGCGCGGCUGGCCAGAAGAUGAAAGGAAACAGGAAAAAUUCAAGCUGGAUUUUUAAAUUAUUGCAAGUUAAUGAUGGACCAGAAGUUGAAGAAUGCAUUUCUGAAUAGAAGUCUUCAAAAUUUUUCUUCAAAUAACAGAGGAAAUAAAAUUGAUCUACUAUCUUAAAACUCCAAUUUAGAAUAAAAUAUUCAUAAUAGGAAAUUAUACUGGCAAAAAUUCAUGUGGUUCUUAAUGUACCUGGAUGAAGAGAACUGCCACUUCUUUUCUCAGAAGGACUUAUAUAUGUCUGAGAUUAUUUUAACAAUCAGUCAUUUUAUAGAAAUCUUGACAUGAUCACCAAGGAGGACAAACAGCAGUAGCUGAAGGCUGUGUUUUGGUCAAGAUGACUUCUGAAGAAAUGGCAGCUUCUGUUCUCAUCCCUGUGACUCAGAGAAAAGUGAUGUCUGCCCAGUUGGCUGCAGAUGAAAGUAGUGAAAAGGUCUCAGACAUCAGUAUUCCAAAAAUGCAUACUGUCAGGCAGAGUGGUCAGACUUCCAACACUAUCUCACAUUGGAAUAAAUUUAAAGAAGUAUCUGUUGGAAGCGACCUGCCCAAGGUUCUCUCAAUAACAAAGGAGAAAAUAGUGAAUGAUGAGAACAGCAAUGAAAAGUGCUAUAAAACAAGCAUACCAGAGUCUAUAAAAAACCAUAACAUUAACUGCAACAACAUAUUUCAAAACCAUCAGCAUGGCUUUCCUCAGAGCCAGUUUUAUGAAACAUGCAACUCUGUCAUGGAGGAAGACCUGUGUCUCAAAACUGGAUUUCCUUCUCCACUGGAAAAAAAGGUGGUCUCUGGAAUUCAACUGGAAAUAGAUGGACCUUCCAUAGACCUUAGUCCUUUAGGAAGUCAUUCUGGGAUCAUAGAAAAUGACAGAGCACACCCUGACAGCAACAUGGCAGUAUUUCACUUUCAUUAUGAUGUUGACAGAAGAAUGUCAGACAGCUUUCAUACCCUAUCUGAAAACUUGAUUUUGGAUGAUUGUGGAAACUGUGUACCACUUUCUGAGGGGGAGCAAAAGAUAAAUUAUAUGGCAUAUACUUGUAAACUGAUGGAAUUGGCAAAGAACUGUGAUAAUGGGAAUGGGCAGCUGCAGUAUGAUUGUGGCAUCUUGAAUGACAAAUACCUGUGCUGUGAAGGCUCUUGCCAGAAGGUCAACAUGGUAUGUUCAAGUGAUCGCUUUUGCAAGGAAGAUUUUACUGACAGUCUGCCUGCCAAGACCUUUCUGAGCCAUUCUGAGGACUGCUCUGAUAAUUGUGAAGACGUAGAAGAUGAUUUUUUUAAAAGCAAAAAGGAGCGGUCCACUUUGUUAAUUAGGAGAUUUUGUAAAAAUGACAGGGAAGUGAAGAAAUCUGUGUAUACUGGGACAAGAGCAAUUGUGAGAACUCUGCCUUCUGGCCACAUUGGGGUGAUGGCUUGGAAUUAUGUUGAUCAGAAGAGAAACGGUCUCUUACUGUCUUCUGAGAAAGUAAUGGAACCUCUGUCAAGGCUGGACAUAAGGCAGGGUGGGAGCCGAUGUCUGUCAGUAGUCUGGUGGUAUCCGAUCUACAAUGCAGUGAGAAGAAAAGAAACAGAAGAUACAAUUGGAUCUCUUCUCCAUUUCUUCACAAAGCUCCCAGCCCCUGAGACAGUCUGUGGAAGGAUUAGUCUUGGUCCAUGCUUAAAGCAGUGUGUCCGAGACACUGUAUAUGAGUACCGUGCCACCCUCCAAAGGACUUCCAUAUCUCAGUACAUCACUGGUUCUCUCCUAGAGGCAACCACUUCUUUAGGAGCAAGAAGUUGUCUUCUCAGUACUUUUGGAGGAUCCACUGGACGAAUGAUGUUGAAAGAACGCCAACCAGGUACCUCUAUGGCCAAUUGUAAUGCCCUCCCUUCAAGUUCAGCUGGGAUCAGCAAGGAACUGAUCAAUCUACAGCCCCUCAUCCAGUUCCCAGAGGAAGUCGCCAGUAUCCUAACAGAACAGGAGCAGAAUAUUUACCGAAGGGUCCUGCCAGUUGACUACCUUUGCUUCUUAACCCAGGACUUGAGCACCCCAGAAUGCCAGAGGUCCCUGCCCUGCCUCAAAGCGUCCAUCUCAGCAUCAGUUCUCACCUCUCAUAAUGGAGAGCACAAUGCCCUUGAAGACCUUGUGAUGAGAUUUAAUGAGGUGAGCUCCUGGGUGACAUGGCUGAUCCUCACGGCAGGAUCCAUGGAGGAGAAGCGAGAAGUCUUCUCAUAUUUGGUACAUGUGGCCAAGUGCUGCCGGAACAUGGGCAAUUACAAUGCUGUCAUGGAGUUCUUGGCAGGCCUCAGGUCUAGAAAAGUUCUAAAGAUGUGGCAGUUCAUGGACCAGUCUGACAUCGAGACCAUGAGAAGCCUGAAGGAUGCAAUGGCUCAGCAUGAGUCCUCCUUGGAGUACCAGAAGGUGGUGACACGGGCGCUGCACAUCCCUGGCUGCAGGGUGGUUCCAUUCUGUGGGGUGUUUCUAAAGGAGCUCUGUGAAGUGCUGGAUGGAGCCUCUGGCCUCAUGAAGCUUUGCCCACGGUACAAUUCCCAAGAAGAGACCUUAGAGUUUGUAGCAGAUUACAGUGGACAAGAUAAUUUCUUGCAACGAGUAGGACAGAAUGGCUUAAAGAAUUCAGAGAAAGAAUCCACUGUCAACAGCAUCUUUCAGAUCAUCAGAAGCUGCAGUCGAAGUCUGGAGGCAGAGGAAGAGGACAGCCUCAGUGAAGGCGACAGCUCUAGGAAAAAUUCCUUGAAGGAUAAAACCCGAUGGCCGUUUAUAAUUGGAGAUUUGCUGGAUUCAGAAAAUGACAUCUUUGAGCAGUCCAAAGAAUGCGACCCUCAUGGGUCGGAGGAGUCACAGAAAGCCUUCAACCAUGGGACAGAGCUCAUCCCAUGGUACGUGUUGUCCAUCCAAGCUGAUGUGCACCAGUUCCUGCUGCAGGGGGCUACAGUCAUCCACUAUGACCAAGACACACAUCUCUCUGCUCGCUGUUUCCUGCAGCUUCAGCCUGACAAUAGUACAUUGACUUGGAUGAAGCCCCCCACUGUCUCCCCAGCUAGUGCUAAAGUAAAACUUAGUAUGCUCAGUAACACAGCUGAGCCUGGCAAAUUCCCAUUACUGAGCAAUGCUGGAUUAAGCAGCCUGACAGAGGGGGUCUUAGAUCUGUUUUCAGCAAAGGCUGUGUACAUGGGACACCCUGGUAUUGAUCUACACACUGUGUGUGUUCAGAACAAACUGGGUAACAUGUUUCUGUCAGAGACUGGUGUGACUCUGCUCUAUGGACUUCAGACCACAGACAAUAGAUUAUUGCAUUUUGUGGCACCAAAGCACACAGCUAAGAUGCUCUUCAGUGGAUUGUUGGAACUCACUAGCGCUGUGAGAAAGAUGAAGAAGUUCCCUGACCAACGACAGCAGUGGUUGCGGAAACAAUAUGUCAGCCUCUACCAGGAGGAUGGUCGGUAUGAAGGCCCAACUUUAGCUCAUGCAGUGGAGUUGUUUGGUGGCAGACGGUGGAGUACUCGAAACCCCAGCCCUGGAACAUCAGCAAAGAAUGCUGAGAAGCCCAAUAUGCAGAGAAACAACACCCUGGGCAUAAGCACCACCAAGAAAAAGAAGAAAAUCCUCAUGAGGGGUGAGAGUGGAGAGGCAACUGAUGAUGAGAUGACAACCCGAAAAGCCAAAAUGCAGAAAGAGUGUCGAAGCCGGAGUGGUUCUGAUCCUCAAGACAUUAAUGAACAAGAAGAAUCAGAGGCUAAUGCCAUCACUGGUCCUCCCAAUCCCCUCCCUUCAAGAAGAGCUCAUUCUUUGACCACAGCUGGGUCCCCCAACUUGGCUACUACACUAUCUUCUCCCAUCAGGCCAGUCUCCUCCCCUGUGCUGUCUUCACACAAGAGUCCGUCCAGUGCCUGGAGCAGCAGCAGUUGGCAUGGGCGGAUCAAAGGCGGAAUGAAGGGGUUCCAGAGCUUCAUAGUUUCAGACAGUAACAUGAGUUUUGUUGAAUUUAUUGAGCUGUUCAAGUCUUUCAGUGUGAGGAGCCGCAAGGACCUGAAGGAUCUCUUCGACGUCUACUCUGUGCCCUGCAACCGAUCAGGCUCCGAGUCAGCCCCCCUCUACACCAACCUGACAAUCGAGGAAAGCACCAGUGACUUUCAGCCUGAUCUAGAUUUGUUAACCAGAAAUGUCUCGGACUUGGGGUUGUUCAUUAAGAGUAAACAGCAACUGUCAGACAACCAGAGGCAGAUAUCUGAUGCCAUUGCCGCUGCAAGCAUUGUGACAAAUGGCACUGGGAUUGAGAGCACAUCCCUGGGCAUAUUUGGGAUUGGCAUACUCCAGCUCAGUGACUUCCUAGUGAAUUGCCAAGGAGAACACUGCACUUAUGAUGAAAUCCUCAGUAUCAUCCAGAAGUUCGAGCCUAACAUCAGUAUGUGUCAUCAGGGUCUAAUGUCAUUUGAAGGAUUUGCAAGGUUUCUCAUGGAUAAAGAUAAUUUUGCUUCAAAAAAUGAUGAGUCACAGGAGAACAUAAAAGAAUUGCAGCUACCCCUCUCCUACUAUUACAUUGAAUCUUCCCACAAUACCUACCUCACAGGCCAUCAACUCAAAGGAGAAUCCUCAGUAGAACUCUAUAGCCAGGUCCUCUUGCAAGGCUGCAGGAGCAUAGAGCUGGACUGCUGGGAUGGAGAUGAUGGAAUGCCCAUCAUUUAUCAUGGACAUACACUGACAACAAAGAUCCCCUUCAAGGAAGUAGUUGAAGCCAUUGAUCGCAGCGCCUUUAUCAACUCUGACCUGCCAAUCAUCAUAUCAAUUGAGAACCACUGUUCAUUGCCUCAGCAACGAAAAAUGGCAGAAAUUUUCAAGACUGUGUUUGGAGAAAAGCUGGUGGCUAAAUUCUUAUUCGAAACUGAUUUCUCCAAUGAUCCAAUGCUUCCCUCACCUGACCAACUUAGGAGGAAAGUGCUUCUUAAAAACAAGAAGUUAAAGGCCCAUCAGACACCAGUGGACAUCUUAAAACAAAAGGCUCAUCAGUUAGCAUCCAUGCAGGCACAGGCUUAUAAUGGAGGCAACGCCAACCUCCCACCUGCUAAUAAUGAGGAAGAGGAAGACGAAGAAGAUGAAUAUGAUUAUGAUUAUGAAUCCCUUUCUGAUGACAACAUUCUGGAAGACAGACCUGAAAAUAAAUCAUGCAAUGACAAGCUUCAGUUUGAGUACAAUGAAGAAAUCCCCAAGAGGAUAAAGAAAGCAGAUAAUUCUGCUUGCAACAAAGGGAAGGUUUAUGACAUGGAACUGGGCGAAGAAUUUUAUCUUCCUCAGAAUAAAAAAGAAAGCAGACAGAUUGCACCAGAGCUUUCUGACCUUGUCAUCUAUUGCCAAGCAGUAAAAUUUCCAGGCCUGUCAACUCUAAAUGCAUCUGGCUGUAGCAGAGGAAAAGAAAGGAAAAGCAGGAAGUCCAUUUUUGGCAACAAUCCGGGCAGAAUGAGCACAGGGGAGACAGCAUCAUUUAACAAAACAUCUGGAAAAAGUUCCUAUGAAGGAAUUCGACAGACAUGGGAGGAAUCAUCUUCCCCCCUCAACCCAACCACGUCCCUCAGCGCUAUCAUUAGAACUCCCAAAUGCUAUCAUAUCUCAUCGCUGAAUGAAAAUGCCGCCAAACGUCUGUGUCGCAGGUAUUCUCAGAAACUGAUCCAGCACACCACCUGUCAGCUGCUGAGGACUUACCCGGCUGCCACCCGCAUUGACUCAUCUAACCCUAACCCCCUCAUAUUCUGGCUCCAUGGCAUACAACUCGUGGCACUCAACUACCAGACAGACGAUCUCCCUUUACAUUUAAAUGCUGCUAUGUUUGAGGCAAAUGGUGGCUGUGGUUAUGUUUUGAAGCCACCAGUUCUGUGGGACAAGAACUGUCCCAUGUAUCAGAAGUUUUCUCCACUGGAAAGAGAUCUAGACAACCUGGAGCCUUCUGUCUAUUCUUUAACUAUUGUCUCUGGCCAAAAUGUGUGCCCUGGUAACAGCACAGGAAGUCCAUGCAUUGAAGUUGACGUGCUGGGCAUGUCCCUGGACAGCUGCCAUUUCCGCACAAAGCCUAUCCAUCGAAACACUCUGAACCCCAUGUGGAGUGAACAGUUUCUGUUCCGAGUUCACUUUGAAGAUCUUGUAUUUGUUCGUUUUGCAGUUGUGGAAAACAACAGUUCAGCAGUAACUGCUCAGAGAAUAAUUCCACUCAAGGCUUUAAAACGAGGAUAUCGACAUCUUCAACUGCGAAACCUUCACAAUGAAGUCUUGGAAAUCUCUAGUUUAUUCAUAAACAGCAGAAGAAUGGAAGAAAAUUCCUCUGGCACUACCAUGCCUGCCUGUUUGAUGUUUAAUACAGAAGAGAGAAAAUAUUUGCAGACUCAUAGAGUCACAGUACAUGGGGUCCCAGGUCCAGAGCCCUUUGCUGUUUUCACCAUAAAUGGAGGAACCAAAGCAAAGCAACUUCUCCAACAGAUUCUGAUGACUGAACAAGAUACCAGAUUAUUCUCCACAGACUAUUUUUUGAUGGAAGAAAAGUAUUUUAUAUCGAAAGAAAAGAAUGAAUGCAGGAAACAACCUUUCCAGAGAGUCAUUGGUCCAGAAGAAGAGAUCAUGCAAAUUUUAAGCAGCUGGUUUCCAGAAGAAGGUUACGUGGGCAGGAUUGUCUUAAAAACCCAGCAGGAAACUCUAAAAGAGAAAAGCAUUGUUCAAGAUGACAAAGAGGUGAUUUUGAGCUCAGAGGAGGAGAGUUUCUUUGUCCAAGUGCAUGAUGUUUCUCCAGAGCAACCUAGAACAGUGAUCAAAGCACCCCGUGUCAGCACUGCCCAGGAUGUCAUUCAGCAGACCUUAUGCAAAGCCAAAUAUUCCUAUAGCAUCCUGAGCAACCCCAAUCCAGGUGACUAUGUGCUUUUGGAAGAGGUAGUGAAAGACACACCCAACAAGAAGUCUUCUACUCCCAAGUCUUCACAGCGAGUCCUUUUGGACCAGGAGUGUGUGUUUCAAGCCCAAAGCAAGUGGAAAGGUGCAGGGAAAUUCAUCCUUAAACUAAAGGAGCAGGUGCAGGCAUCUCGAGAAGACAAAAGAAAGGGCAUCUCUUUUGCAAGUGAAUUCAAGAAGCUCACCAAGUCAACCAAGCAGUCCCGGGGACUCACCUUACCUCCUCAGCUUGUGGCCUCAGAAAGUGUCCAAAAUAAGGAGGAGAAACCUGUGGGGGGCUUGGUCUCCAGUGACAGAGUGGAUAAUCAACACUGACUAAGGGCAGCAUGUUUCACCAGUAGGUCUAGGAUUCAAACUCACAAGAAAUCAACAGCAGAGUGAAGACACUGAUGCUUAUACCACACAGCUUCACCAUCUGUAUUAUCAUUGUCUGGGAUUUUUCAUUAAAAGUUGCCAAACUGCAGAAGUUCACAAUAAAAGAAUUCAUUGGUACUUCUAGAACGAGCCAAAUUUGAUUUUUACCAGUCCAAAGGAAGACCCAACACACUGAGACCAUGUUUCUGUGUUUAAGGAGCAUCUCCCAAAAUAAGUGGUGCCCCAGACUACACUUACAAGGCUCUUUCAAAAUAUCAAGUGAGGCCAAAUACAGGAAACCACUCCCUCCAAAGUAUAUGCACAUCCAUCUAUUCCAAGAAAUUCAGGGUUGUUGAGUGUUUAUAGAAAAGACUCAUCAAAAAGAAAUCUCACAGCUGUGACAACAAUUGACACCACAUAGCAUCAGAUCACAGUGAAGAUCUUCUGGCAAGAAGUUAAAGCCAAGAAUGAACAUGGUGGAAAGAAACAUAAUUUAUUUUCAUUAAACUGGAAAUUGACUUCUGAACUGCAACCUUCUUCACACGAUGUGAAGUCCAUGCUGAGGAAAAGUGAAAUGGCACAGGGUUAAUAGCAACCAACCAAUUUACUGAUCUGAACAAAGCAAUGAAGCACAGGGAACUGCCAUUUUACAAAUGCCAGCAGUUGGAAAAAAAUCCCUAAGCUUGCAGUAACUCUUAGAAAAGAAAAAAGAUUAGCAUAAUUUUGUUUGCAAAGGUCCAGACAGUAAAUAUUUUAGGGUUGGAGACCAUAUGGCCUCUGUUGUAACUGUUUUGUUAAGUUGCGUGCUCUCCCAAAGGGCACAGAUGAUACGUGAAUGAAAAUAGCUGUAUUCCAGUGAAACUUUAUGGACACUGAAAUUGGAAUUUCAUAUAAUUUUCACAUAUCAAAUAUCCUUUUGAUUUUUUUCAUCCAUUAAAAAAUGUAAAAACUGGGCCAAGGAUUUAGCUCAGUGGCACCACGCCUGCCUUUGCAAGCGCAAGGUCCUGAGUUCGAUCCGUGGUACCAAAAGCAAAACAACACUAAAAUAUGUAAAAGCUAUUCUUAGUUCAAGGGCACUAUAAAAACAGAUGGUAGGUGGGAUUUGGCCCAAGGGCCAGAGUUUGCUGACUCAACCUACAGUACUGGGAACAAGAGGCACAGAGAUCUGAAAAUGAGCAAACUACAUAGUUUAGGCAUAUACUUUAUGGCUGAGAAAUAAAAGCUAUUGGGCAUUGGGGCCAGGGAUUUAGCUCAGUGGUUUCGCUACCUGCUGCACAAGAGCAAGGACCCAAGUUUGAUCCCCAGUACCAAAAAAAAAGCUAUUGGGCAUUGCAAAUAUAAAUAAGUUCUGUAAGAUUCAUUAAAAGUAAUUCAACAUCGUUACUAUACUGUGUACCAUAAUGCACUCUUCUUUACUAUUCUUUUUACAUAUAGAAAAGAUGCUGGUUUUUUGUAAAGGUUAUUGGUCAUAUAUUCACAGAUUAUUUCAUUUCUGGUUUUCACAAAAUGAAUUUAGAAUAAGAGUUGUGAUGUCUUAACAAAAACCUAAUCAUAUUUUUAAAUCAAAAGUAGUUUUGUGUUUAAGGUAGGUUUAUUUAUUUUGCAAGGUUUGUACUGACACUGUAUUUGUAUAUUUAUUAGCCAUACAUUUUUUAGUAUGCUUGCUGUGGAUUAAAAAAACAUUAGUGGUUCUAUCUCAUUAUUUGAAGACAAACUAAAAUGUAUACUCAACAUCUAAAAUGGGUUAGACUUUCAUGUAAAAUAGCUUCAUCUUCAUUUCUCAUUAACUGAACAGCUAUGGCUCCAAGUCAUAUUUGCAAUUUGAUGUAAAUUAUUUUUUUAAAACCUUGCUGUACAAAACCCAGUUAAGUGUAAUAAAUGGAUUCUUAAUCUUGGUAUGAAGCAAGUUAUGACUUUAAAAA